UUAAGCUUGUUCACGCGCCUGCGAUUAAAAAGCAAAGAAGUAGAAUAAAUGGAGGAAAUUGGAGCGCAGUCAAAACUGAAACAGACACAUCAGCAUGCUGCAGGAAAACAAUGACCAGCUUCAGCUCCAGAUCUGUUGGUUAUGAGUGUGGAUGAUGGAGGAGGACAAUCAAUGUGGGGACUUGGACUACCUCAUCCAAGACGAGGACACCCUGAUCGAGGGCGUCAGCAACCAGGUCUUGUUUGUUGUGGUGCUCAGCGUGGCCUUCCUCGCCGGGCUGCUCACGCUGCUCUGCAGAGAAGAGCAGCAGAACAUCCAUCCUGAGAAUCAGGAGCACGUUCGAGCUGUCCGACAACAGCUCCAAACAGAGCAGGAUGAAAAUCCCCAGGAAGAGACCAGGCAUCAGUACUACACUGACAUGUCAUGUCCAGUGUGUUUGCAGCAGGCUGUUCUGCCUGUGGAAACCAACUGUGGACAUCUUUUCUGUGGCUCCUGCAUUAUAGCCUACUGGAGGUUUGGCACCUGGCUGGGUGCCAUUAACUGCCCCAUCUGCAGACAAAUAGUCACUUUGCUCUUCCCGCUCUUCCAUGAGCACGCGUCCCCUCAGAGGGUCCAAGAUGGCGAGGCGGUACCUCAGCUUAUAUUGAGAGACAUCAAUGAUUACAACCGCAGAUUCUCCGGCCAGCCUAGAUCUUUCAUGGACAGGCUGCGGGACGUGCCCACCCUGCUCCGUCACGCCUUCCGGGAGAUGUUCUCCGUGGGCGGUCUCUUCUGGAUGUUCAGGAUCCGAAUCCUGCUCUGCCUGGUCGGUGCCCUCACCUACUUGGCCUCGCCGCUCGACAUCCUCCCAGAGGCCCUUUUCGGACUCCUGGGCUUCAUGGACGAUUUCUUUGUCAUCCUGCUGCUCUUCGUGUACAUCUCCAUCAUGUACCGAGAGGUGGUCACGCAGAGACUCAACGGCUAGCCGACCGCUCUUCAUGGAGGCCUUAGCUUGCUUUGUGUAAAAAUGAGGUGGAGAGAAUCGAUCGUAUGAGGUAGAAUUGUUAAAAAGUUAAUAAAUGUUCAAAGUGCAGUUCAUCCACAGUGGUCGUUUCCUCUGCAUCAACACGGGGCAAUUUUGUUUAACAAGACGUCUAAAUGUUGUUACUAUUGAUGAUUCGUAGACUAACUGAGUCAAAUGAAAUGUAUUUAAAGGGGACCGUCUAUGGCUUAAUCCUUUGAAACACGUUUUAUCGUAAUGAGGCUGGCGACAAACUACAAGCACUCAGUGAUGUGUGUCAGUGGUCUCAUCAUCUCUCGAAGGACAGAAUCCAGAAUAUGAAAGAAAAGCCCUAAAUAUAAAUUCAACAGGUCCCCUUUAAAAACUAACAUCGCCCACUUUAAGGCACAAAGUAUUUCCGAAGCACAAUCUCACCGUGGCUCCUGCAGCCUGUUUGAAGAUGCAUUAUACUUGUAACUAUGCAUUUUGAUGACUUACUUGAAAAAACGCAAUGCUUUGUUGUGCUUGUUCGAAAAUCACUCAAUCACUUAACCUGCAGAAGUUUACAUUUAUUGAUCAAAUGUGAUGCGAUCCAAAUCUUUAUCUGUGCACUUUUGGACGUAGAACGACCUGCGUGAUAACAUUGUGGAAGAUAUAAACAAUCAGUUGUUCUGAAGAAGGAGCCAAAGCAAAGAUCUCAAGAGAGGAAAAAGUGGAUCCAUUUGAAUGCAAGCGCACUAAAACUAUGAAUGUUCACUCAUUGUUUCAAGUUUACCUCAAUGUUAAUUCUGGUGUUUGUUCACUGUACAGAUUUCAUGAUGAUAGUAGAUAGAACUUUCUCCAGAUUUUGCAUCUUUUGAAAAUCUAAAAUUUGAAUGUUGCUAUCUUGUUGCAUUCAGAGGAAUGAGAUUGUGUACAAUAUGUCUUUUAAAGUUGCAUAUUUGCUUGGAAAAGGUGUCGUUUUCUUGAGAAUUUAAAUUAAAUAACUGAGUUCAG
Salarias fasciatus (jewelled blenny) is the source of this 1975-nucleotide messenger RNA. RefSeq names its product ring finger protein 170 (gene rnf170). NCBI's taxonomy places the organism in Eukaryota, Metazoa, Chordata, Actinopteri, Blenniiformes, Blenniidae. Gene Ontology annotation, molecular function: ubiquitin protein ligase activity; metal ion binding. The record is from RefSeq and is a predicted model, not a curated record. The transcript is spliced from 7 exons. The coding region runs from base 152 to 964 and encodes 270 amino acids.